Messenger RNA from Colletotrichum lupini, 1680 nucleotides. RefSeq lists its product as uncharacterized. Bases 1 to 1680 code for a protein of 559 amino acids. The transcript is spliced from 5 exons. NCBI's taxonomy places the organism in Eukaryota, Fungi, Ascomycota, Sordariomycetes, Glomerellales, Glomerellaceae. The record is from RefSeq and is a predicted model, not a curated record.
AUGAGCAAGGUCCGGGGUUGGAAGCUUGUAUUCAGCUCUAAAUUUCUACCAAUAUGGUACGGAUAUGCCCUCAGCCUGAUCAACGGCUUUGUACCUGUCUUUCUUCCUGGACUUGGGUCUGGCCAAGAACUACAUAUACCACAACAUAAGUCUCUGAAGCUGUCCAACGAUCUCGUGUCCCCCGCCCCCCUCAAAGCCUUUGAGCUUCAGGCGAACCUACCCAGACACGUUCACCCAACCAUGCUCUCCAAACCCCUUCUCUCAACCCUCUCGGCCCUCCUCCUCCCAAUCCUCACCCACGCUGACGAGCCCCAAAACUACGACGGCUCAACGUCCCUCUCGACCCCAGCCUACCUCUUCCCCGGCACUGGCUCCACAAUUCCGAUCCUCAACAUCGGCGCCGCGGCCGUAGCCUCGUGUGACAUCGGCAAGAAAUCCUGCGACAACGGCUGCAUCCCCAUCACCGGAACAUGCUGUGGCACUGGUUCGGGCGGGUACUGCGAGGUAGGCAAAUACUGCACCUCGGGUGGGGAUGUAGUUCGGGGAAGGUGCUUUGCAAUGGGCUUUGCAUUCCUUCUGGCACGGUAUGUUGUUCCAACGGAGGGUACUGUGAUGCCGGAGAGUCGUGUACUUCUGAUGGACACUGUACCGGCGGCAGCGGAGGCGGGGGAGGAAGUUCCUACGUACUACUGCCCGACUGGGGAGACGUGUGCGGGCGACAAGAAGUGUAAUAAGGGAGGCGGCGGUGGCGGAGGAGGCACUUCGUGUGGAGCUGGGGAGACGCUCUGUGGCACUGGGUGUAUGCCUACGGGACAGACUUGCUGUCAGACCUAUUACUGCCCCGCAGGGAACACUUGCGUGGGCGAUAAACGUUGUAAUAGCGGAGGAGGUGGUGGUGGUGGUGGAAGCCAGUGUGCGGCUGGUCAGACUCCUUGCGGAUCGGGAUGUAUGCCAGCCGGUCAAGUCUGUUGCGAUACAUACUUCUGCGACGCCGGCGAGAAGUGUCUGGGGAACAAGAAGUGCGACAAGGGCGGCGGAUCUGGCGGCGGAAGUCAGUGUUCGGCGGGCGAAACUCCUUGCGGUACGGGAUGUAUGCCGGCUGGUCAAGUCUGCUGCAAUACCUACUACUGCGAUGCCGGAGAGACGUGUGCUGGAAAUAAGAAGUGCAAUAAGGGUAGCAGCGGCGGCGGAGGAGGAGGAGGAGGAGGAGGAGGAGGAGGAGGAAGUCAGUGUGCGGCCGGCCAGACACCCUGCGGCACCGGAUGUAUGCCAGCCGGUCAAGUCUGCUGCGAAACAUACUUCUGCAAUGCAGGCCUCACUUGUGUCGGGGACAAGAAGUGUCGGAACCCCAACGGUGGAGGCGGCGGCGGCGGCGGCGGCGGCGGAGGUGGUGGUGAUGAUACAAGCGCGACAUCUAGUCUACUCGCGACGAUACCUGGGGGUGAAGCGGGGACUACGUCUCUGAGAGACUUCCCACAGCCCACGCAAACACUUGGUGGCGGCGAUGAUGGGCCGACAUCAUCGUCGUCGUCGAGAUCUUCGACGUCAACAACAAGGACAACAACGACUAGCGCAGCGCCGACGUCAACAUCGGCCCAAGGUGCCGCGUUUUUGGGAAAGAAUCUCGACGGCUCCGUCUUGGUCGCAGGCCUCCUCGUUGCAGCGCCCCUGGUUAUCUGA